UAACUUGGACGAUAACACAUCUUUGAUUAAUGAAACAUUUACAGCAAUUUAUAAUCCGCUUUUUGUGACGUGUGCUUCCUCACGUUUUUAUUUGUGGGCAACAUUUGGAACCUGUCUCCGGUGGAUAGUCUAAAAAUAGUUGGAAGGCUAUGGAGGAAUAUGGUGUUAUACCAGAUGUGAUUGAUACUGUUCCACCUAAUGUUUUGGAGGUGAAUUAUGGAAGUUAUGAAGUGAAGCUUGGAAAUGAGUUAACUCCAACUCAGGUGAAAGACCCUCCAACUCGUAUAAACUACCCUGUUGAAGAUAAUGCAUUGUAUACACUGUGUAUGACUGACCCUGAUGCUCCUAGCAGACAAAACCCUAAGUUCCGUGAAUGGCACCAUUGGUUAGUGGUUAAUAUUCCUGGGUCAGAAGUUGAUAAGGGUGAGGUAAUGUCACAGUAUAUUGGGUCUGGUCCUCCUAAAGGAACAGGCUUGCAUAGAUAUAUUUUUGUGGUAUACAAGCAGCCAGGUCAUCUAAAUCCCACAGAAAAGCGACUUUCUAACAACUCUGGACAGCACCGAGGCAACUUUAAGAUCAGAGACUUUGCCAAGAAGUACAACUUAGGACAGCCAGUUGCUGGCAACUUCUACCAAGCUCAGUGGGAUGAUUAUGUUCCAAAACUGUAUGAACAGCUCAGCAACUAAGUUGGCUUAUGAUUGUCCUCAAGAUUUAUUGUGGCAGAAACUUGAGGAUUGCUUUACUGAUACUAAUCAUUAACUUUAGGUAGAAGUACUCUUCCACUAGAAGACAGGCAGCAAUAUGUCUUGUUUUUGUUAAUUUUUUGAGGUUGUCCAUUUUUCAUUAAAAAUUAGUUAUCUUUGUUUCUCAUGUUAGAUUAAUAUUUUAUGUAAUAUGUGUGUGAAAAAAAGUCUUCUAGAUUUUUUGUUGGUUACCAAACUAUAUUUCUAAUUCAAAAAAAAAUAUUUGAAGGGCUCUCUAUUUUGCUGUUAAGAUGCCAUGCCAAAAGCCACUGAUAUAUUUAAAUUAUAUAUUUGACAUAUAUUACAAAAAAUCAAGUGUAACUGGUAUGAAAAUUUCAUACAAAAAAAUGCUCAAUUAUAAAAAAUUUUUUAAUGUUAAUGGUGUCAGGCUUGUUGAGAGGUUUAUUCUUAAAAGAGGAUAUUGUAACAUUUAUCAUAUUAAAACCUAAUGGUAGAAAGUAGUUUUUUUUAACUUUAGAAUUUUUGAAAAUUUCCAUCAGUGAUAUGUUUGUGAGCAGUUCCAUAAUUUACAAUAAAUAAUUUCUAUCAAUAAUUUUUUAGCUGGAUUAAAGUUCUUAAGAUAUAGUUCUAUUCAUUGUGUCAUCCCCCCCCCCCCAGAAAAAAAGAAAUAGACAUGUAAAUUUAUAUAUUUUUAGUAAUUUCGAACAAGUGCUAAAUCCAUUGGUAACUGUUUUCAACACAUCCUAUUCAGACUAGGGCAUGUUUUUGCUGUGUUUGACUAAAAGUGGAAUUAAGAAUAAGUAGUUUUUCUCUUCAAAAUGUUGGAUUAUUAGCAGUAUAGUUACUGCUGUUUUGCUUUUCAGAAUCCUCACAAUAAAUGAUUUUGAAACUUUUCUUCAUAAUUACUGACAUCAAGCUAUUUUAACAGUUUGUAAUUAAUAUCAUAAUAAUUGAGUCAUGAAAUAAAAGCCAGCAUGAUAGGUUCCACAGUAUUUUGAUAAAAUUGUUUUAUUUCAAAGAAGGAAUAUUUGAAAAUCUUUGAGUCCACAGCAUACAGGAUACAUCUUUUUUUGUUUUUCUUUCUGGUUAGUAAAUAAAAUAUCAAUUCAAAUUUUUAUAUUCUAUGUAUUAGGUGAGUUUGUACUAAAUGUGUACUAAGUCAGGCAUACUUGAUUUAUAUUUAAUGUGAAUUAUAAUAAACUUUCAUGCUCAAGAUA
Messenger RNA from Limulus polyphemus (Atlantic horseshoe crab), 1921 nucleotides. RefSeq names its product protein D3-like. The record is from RefSeq and is a predicted model, not a curated record. Lineage: Eukaryota; Metazoa; Arthropoda; Merostomata; Xiphosura; Limulidae. The transcript is spliced from 5 exons. Bases 150 to 686 code for a protein of 178 amino acids.